This is a messenger RNA of Dermacentor andersoni, 6026 nucleotides long. RefSeq lists its product as uncharacterized. Gene Ontology annotation, cellular component: nucleus. Gene Ontology annotation, molecular function: RNA polymerase II cis-regulatory region sequence-specific DNA binding; DNA-binding transcription factor activity, RNA polymerase II-specific. Lineage: Eukaryota; Metazoa; Arthropoda; Arachnida; Ixodida; Ixodidae. The record is from RefSeq and is a predicted model, not a curated record. Gene Ontology annotation, biological process: cell development; regulation of transcription by RNA polymerase II; neuron differentiation.
GCAACGAGGAACUCUGCGUCGAUUUCUGCGCCGUUGCGCGUGCUCGGACUCUGCGCGCGCGGGCCCUUUGGAGCGCGUCCCAGUUCCGUGGUAGCGUCCCGACGUCGUCCGAUGUCCGUGUGCCUCUAAAGUGGACUAAGCCGCGCCGCCGGUUGCCCCUACCCUGCGUCGUGUGUGCGCGCGCCAGCCCAAGGCCGAGCGGCGGCGAUGUCGUACGGCCAGUUCGGUUACUCGUCGUCUUCGCAGCUGAUGGGCGGCGGCGGCUCGGGUCACUCUCCGUCUCCUGCCACGGCGGCGUGCUGCGAACCGGCGCGCCCGCUGGUCGGCGAGUCCCCCGGUGCUGCGCCGGUGACGGCGGCCUCCGGGCCCGUGUGCUCACUGCCGGCGGCCGGCUCGUACGACUCGCGCCUGCUGUCCAGCUACCCUCAGCUGGCCACGCCGCGCUUCUACAACGCCGGCUACGGGGACCAGGCGGCCGCAGCAGCUGACUACGCGAACCUUGCCGUCGACUCGUCCGCCUUCUACCCGACACUGAAUCCAGCGUACACAAUGAAAGAAGCCGCUGAUCCGUGGAGGGGGAUCACGCAACCAGCGUCCUAUUACUACGAUCCGGCUUUGGCUGCAUACGGGUACGGCGGCCUUGAUUUCAACGGCGCACGCAGAAAAAACGUGACUAGAGAUUCGACAUCCACGUUGAAGGCUUGGCUCAACGAACACAGAAAGAACCCUUACCCCACAAAAGGAGAAAAAAUAAUGCUCGCGAUCAUUACGAAGAUGACUCUAACUCAGGUGUCCACGUGGUUUGCAAACGCGCGACGCCGGCUCAAGAAGGAGAAUAAGAUGACUUGGGAGCCGCGCAACAAAGCCGACGCCGAUGACUCGGGCGCCGAGGACAAGAAGGACGAUGAGGACACCCUGGACGAGCGCACAGCCAGCGUUCAAGACCCCAUGCGUCGCAGCGAUUCGACCAGGUCCUACUGCAGUUUGUCUGCACUGCAGCGUUCCCGGGAAAGUACGUUACGACCACCCCAGACAUCGGCGGAGGUGGACCACGAGGCGGCCGAGAUGCAGUCUUCCCAGCCACACCGGGCCAACGCUGGCUCAGAUCUCCACCAGCAGCGGCACAGCUAUGGCCACUCGGCGAACCCGUACGCCCUCGGAGGCACGUCUCGGUCCCCAAUCCUCAACGGCAUCAUGUCUCUGGCGCCACCAAACUCACUCACAGGAUACACACCGGCUGCAUCCUCGGACAGCCCGUCGCCAGACCUCCAGGGCCUCGAAUCUCUUAUGUCCAAGUCGUCGCCGAACGCCGCGGACGACUCGUCGGGCGCCGACAGCGCGCACAACAAGCCCAAGAUCUGGUCGCUGGCUGACACCGCGACGAGCAAGAGCCCCCCUCCACCGCUGCCGUGCUCGGGCCAAACGCAGGGCCCUCCGGCCAGUGGUGGGCAGCCCAAGGAUACUGCAGGAGGCGCCGCCAGCCACGGCUCGGUACUGGGCUGGUUUUCCGGGGGAUACCACCAUCGGGCCGGCGGUGGGAACACGCCCACUUCAGCAGCGGCGGCAGCUGCGGCGGCUCACUUCGCCAGUUACGGCAGCAAUGGAUUCAGUCCCGGAGGAGCCGCGCCACAGACGGACACGCCGCCACAGACGCCCCCCAACGCCAAGAUGGGCGCCACUGGAUCGUCCUCGCUGCCUUUCCACCUGGGCUCCGGCGGGUACUUCCAAGGCCAGAGCUCCGCCUCGCACCUCUACCUGGGCCAGGCGUCGGCCUCUGCGCCGCAUUCGCACAUGGGAGUUGACAAGUCGUCGUCGUCGUGCGCCGGAGGCCCCAUCUACCGGGCCGCUGGGGGCUACGCGUCAUCGGCACCCGCCGCCAUCAUGGCCGCCGCUGCCGGAAGUCCCUGCGCCGACGGAGCCUCUUCCUCUUCCCGCUCGUCGUCCUCGGAGGACGAGUUCGCGCCGCCGCAGCACUACGGCCCCGCGGCCGCGGUGCCCGGCGCCAUGGCCGACGGCCUGCCCUGAGCUGUGAUCGCGCUGGCACGAGCCGUGUGUGAAAGUGGACUCCGGGGGCUUCGGCCCCAAGAAGAUGUCGCCCCCUUCCCUCCCCUCCGCACCCACGGGGGAGCGUCGACCUUGGCGUCGAGGACGAGCGCCGGCGCGACCACCUCCCACUGUCGUACACUUGUCCAUCGCCAUUCGGACGAGAGUGUCACUUUUCAUACGGUGUAGAUGACGGCAGUGCGUCAGAAUGCCGUCGGAACUGCUUUCGCCGGUGACAUCUCGCUUUAUCUUUCUCGGUUCGCACGGUGGUAUAAAUUCUCGGUUGCACUGAGACAGCAUUUACACAAAUAAUUCAGCGCCUCCUGGCUACGGACUGAUGUCUCAGGGUGGCUCGAAGGAAAGAGAUCGCGGUGUGUUGCAGGCAGGAAAAUGGCCUCAGUGAUGGCCAAGGUCCUUGCCGCAGUUUCUCAUAGUUUAUCUUUGUCGAGAACAAAGAGUAAUAUCCAGGGAGGGUGGUCUUAUAUGAAGAGCUGUGCGUGAAUGCGUGAUAUGCAAGAAGGAAGUGUCUGCUGUCGCCGCUUAUUUAAGCCAGGGAUUAAAGCUGGAAUUCUUAAUUAAGACAUUAGGUUUGCAUUGUUUUUACAGGUCGACGUAUGAGCAUAAAAGCACGUGUUUACUUACAUCUGCAUUGGUAAGCCAAUGCUUGGGUAAAGUCGUUCAUAAACAGCAUUUCGCGUGUAAUUUCAAUCUGUUAUGUUAUAGAAAAGAAUCCUUUAAAAAAAAUUGAAGGCUGUUGUGUGCGUGUCUGUGUGUGUAUCUUUUUUUUUUUUUGCGAAACUUCCCGAGCACCAUGCUUCAUGGCACAGUCACUCUCCUUUUACUGUAGUAAAGGUCGGACAAUUUGCUUUUACCACGAAGGAAAUGAAACGUGAAUCUGCUAUUCUUGUUUAUUUUCAAUUUAAAAUGUUUUAGUAGCUGUGCCAAUUAAUUUAUUUUGUGCAAGACACUAGUUCAAUCGACCGUUGUUUUCCUAGCAAGGGGGAGGUGGAUACACGACGUGACGACAGAUAUAACGCGAGAACAAUAAACGAAGGCUGUAAUCUGUGUUGCAGGAAGUGGGCUUGUUUUUAUCUUGCAAAGUUUAGUGCGAGAUUUUAAGCAGACAUUAGUGGCCAUUGCAAAGAAAAGAAAUACCACGUUGAUUCUCCGUGGCAAAUGUGCUGUUUCUCAUUUUCGUAGAGUGAAAUUAAUGGAUUAUUGAUUGUUUGCUGAGAAAAAGAAAGAAGGAUUGACCGUAACUGUCUAGCUGGGCGCUGGCACCUGGUAUGAGGGUUGUCGUGUUGAACGUGGUUGAGAGGUUUGUAACGGUUAGAUAUUAAACAAUAGGGAAUUGAAUUCACAGGGCUUUACGCCCCAAAACCUCGAUUUGAUUUUGAGGCACGCCGUAGUAGGGGGCUCCGGAUUAAUUUUGACCACCAGGUGAUAUUUAACGUGCCCCCAGUGCACGGGACACGGGCGUUUCUUGCAUUUCGCCCCCAUCGAAAUGCGGCCGCCGCGGCCCGGAUUCGAUACCGCGACCUCGUGCUUAGCAGCACAACGCCAUAGCCGCUAAGCCACCGCGGCGGAUUAAACGAUGUAGGGGAGAGAGAAGAAAACAUACACUGUAUGAACUGUUGAAGUUACAUAGGUAAUACAAUUUUAUUUUGUUUCAAUAAGGAGAGACGUGACAAACCCCAACAUUAGUAUCGUAAUAAUUAAAUUAUUCUUCUGUUGGCAUUAUUUAGCAAUGGAAAGAAAAAUACAUGUAGCAGUACCUUUUUAUAUCCCUUAUCGGAACCGCAUCUUUUAACAAAGAGAGAAGAAAAUUACAGAAACAGUAAAUGCCCACUCUUUGCAAGCUAUGCACAACGAGACAAAAUUUAUGUAUACCGCUGGGAUAAACGCUUAUGUGGCGGUGUUUAGCGACAUCUACAAAUAUGGCAGAAGUUCUUGAACAAAUAUAACUUAUAUCUCGUGUAUUUGACGAGGUUUACUGUAUUCAUGGAAUCUCAGUACGAUGUUGUGGUCGGAUAAUCCUGGGUGGAAUUGUGUUUCUGUGGUGGUGAAUCUCCUUGGGACGCACACAAUACCCAAGCAUACCACACAAGCAGUGUCACAUCUCUUAUACUGCCUGCAUCCAAUGUUUAUACUCUGCGUAAGGCGAAAAAAAUAUUGAGGGUGUGCUUAACAAACGGAUUUCGUUUAUUUGUGUAUGUGAAUAGUUCCGUUUUGAAACGAUAGCUAAACAUGUUCAGGUCGCUAAUACCCCUGGCUAAAUGACGUCCUUGAACAGAUUAUGCUUGUAGUUAACCUGAUUGCAAAAAAUGCGGAAGAAAAAAAAAAGAAAGGAAACACCGGAUCAGCUGACAGCCUAUGAAAUCCUUAUUGGACAACUACUAAAUAGAAGCAGAUUCACCCCUUUGCAUUAGCAGCUUAAUAUGUUAAUUACGUGUGCAAAACGUCUGUCUAGUUUGUUUAUAGUCGAUUGCGGUCAAACAAAGAAAGGCGAUCUUAGUGGACCUUCCCCGGUUCAUAUCUCAUUUUAAAUGGCUGGGACACAAUGGUGAUUUUUUUUCUUGGUGCCUACGCGAUGAAUCUCUGCCAUCAGGUAAAAGUGCGCUCUUGGGGCAAAGUUUACGUACACUGUCAUGCUUUCACGCCCAAAAACACGACCCGCCCCCCCCUCUUCCCGUGCAUAACCUGCAGAAAUCAAAGAACUGGACCCAGUGGGUCAUGUUCACAACUGUAUUGUUCGUUUUCGCGCUUGCGUCGGUGAUGAAACUGGCGAAUGCAGAGGCACGGACGACGAAGAACUGAAUAAAUGCUCACACGGCUGCAGCCUUCGUUGCAGAGUGUACUUCGAUUGUCGAUUAACUUCGGCUAUGCUGGUAGAGAUUGCGCAGUGUGCAGUUGCUCUAGUAAAAUGUGAUUCGAAGGUGCACUUCUCCAGUGGAGAAAAGCAAAGCCCGCGAUGGGUAGAGAUUCUUUGUCCUCUAUGUCUGUUCCUUUCUUUCUUUCUUUCUUUCUUUCUUUCUUUCUUUCUUUCUUUCUUUCUUUCUUUCUUUGUUCCUCGUGAUAUUCAUAAGAAUUAAGAACGGCAACGCGGAAAGGACGUAGAGAAAAUAUAUGUCUAUUUUUUGUCACCAGUUCGUCCUGAUAAAAUAUAUGAUGAGGCCACUAACGAAGUCCGCUUCAAUGCAACAGUUCUGUUUGCUCGCUUCUGCUCCAUUCUCGUCAUCCCGAGCGCCGAUCCAGAGCGCCGUCAGCGAUGAUCCUGGCGGUGUAAGGGCGUUGCCACCCAAUUUAAGCCUGUGACGAAUGGUAAAGGAAGCUGGUCUAGAAUACAAACGGACUAGAAUCGUUGUGUGGUUCCGGCCCGAGUGUAUGGGAGGGCGUAUUUAAUAAAUUCUUUUCCUUCUUCUCGCGGUACAGUGUAAAUACAUCAUGUAGCGAAUCGUUAGGAUGAACUAUAGCGGCAGGGAGAAGGCUGUCCACCCUGUUUAGAAGGUCUGUACAUUGUUUGAACUCCAGCAGAGAGAGAAAGGAGAUAUUUAAGUGGAAGUCUUCCAUUCCCAGAGGCGUGCGGGCGGUGGGCCGGAGCAAUAGCGACCAGCAGCGGCGACCAUGGCAAAUAUGUGUGGCGCGCACUCGUUUCUACGUUCUACCUUGUAUACGUUCCUCUCCUCCAGUUGACAUGUGUUUACUGCGUAUGUAUAAGUGUAUUUGUACAUAAGUGUGAUCAAACGCGACAGUGUACACGAUUUGUGAAGGCACCCCUCGACCCGUCGGCAAGGUCUCGCGUGCCCACCCCCUCGACAACGGGGCACGCAGGCGGCGCGUGCCCCUGCCGGUGAGCUCGUGUUCCGGUGGUGGCCGCUUUCUUGUAGAUAUUGUUUCGUGCUAUACGACAUGUGUAAAUAUGUGGCAGAAAUGGAAAUAAAACAAGACAUGUGGAAAAACAAAGAAAAAAAUUUUCAACUGCC